Diaporthe amygdali is the source of this 3369-nucleotide messenger RNA. Its product is annotated as ketose-bisphosphate aldolase class-ii family protein. The coding region runs from base 1 to 3369 and encodes 1122 amino acids. The record is from RefSeq and is a predicted model, not a curated record. Gene Ontology annotation, molecular function: oxidoreductase activity; NADP binding; NAD binding. Lineage: Eukaryota; Fungi; Ascomycota; Sordariomycetes; Diaporthales; Diaporthaceae. The transcript has 4 exons.
AUGGCGUCUUCGAACACCGCGACAACAUCCAUAGGCUUCAUCGGGCUCGGAGCCAUGGGCUUUGGAAUGGCGUGUAAUCUGUCCAGAAAGUCACAGUAUCGUGUCACAGGAUAUGAUGUGUUCCCGCCGAGUGCGCAGCGAUUUGCUGAUUCUGCAGGAUUCGUCGCUGAGUCUCCAAAACUCGCUGCCGAAAACAGCGAAUUCCUGGUUUGUAUGGCUGCAAAUUCGCAGCAGAUUGAUCAAAUACUAUUCAGUGAAGAGACAGGUGCCCUGAAAGUCAGCCCCGAAUUUCAGGAGUUUCUCCCAUCUCGAAUCACGGAGGCUGGUAGGCCGGAUGUAAAGGUGGUCGACUGCCCAGUCUCUGGGGGCACAGCACGUGCAGCCGAUGGCACCCUCACCAUAUUUGCAUCAGGCGAGACAGAAGCCCUUCAGAAGGCCCGGGGCCUGCUCGAUGCUAUGUCGGAGAAACUCUAUGUCAUUCCAGGGGGCACCGGCGCAGCGAGCAAAGUGAAGAUGGUGAACCAGCUUCUCGUCGGGACGCAUAUUGCUGCUGCAGCCGAAGCCAUGGCGCUGGCGGCGCUGGCGGGACUGAACACCCGUGAGGUCUACGAAAUCAUCAGAAAUGCUGCGGGAAACUCUUGGGCGUUCGAGAACCGUGUGCCUCAUAUGCUUGAAGGCAAUUGGACACCUCAUUCGGCACUGGAUAUUUUUGUGAAAGACAUGGGUAUAGUUGUGUCAAGCGCGCGAGCACUGCAAUUUCCUCUGCCUCUAGCUUCAGCAGUUGAGCAACUGUACAUCUCUGGUUCAUCUGUGGGAUACGGAAAAGAGGAUGAUGCUGGACUUGUCCGUCUUUUCCUCCCAGCAACGCCGAAUGCUGUCAUGCAAAGUGCACAACAGAUCAUCCACAGGGGCGAGGAGAUACCAAGCACUAAGACGAACCCGGCAGCCUCCAAAAUUGGCUUCAUCGGUCUAGGUGCGAUGGGCCAAGGCAUGGCAGCUUCUCUUCUCCGGGCAGGCUAUUUUGUCCAGGGUUUUGAUGUCCAUGAACUAGCCAUUGAUAAAUUUCUCCUGAACGACGGCAAGGCCGAAAAGGCUGCUUCGGCAGCAGAAGCGGUGAGAGGAGCCAAGAUCGUGUUUCUGAUGGUACAAAAUGCAUCACAGGUCGACAAUCUCUUGUUUGGCAAUGGUAAUGCGGUGGAGUCGCUGUCAGAAGGCGCCGUCGUCAUUCUGAGUUCCACUGUCUCACCUUCUUUCGUGAAAAGUUUGGAAAAGAGAUUGGCAGGGCUUGAAAAGGACAUCAGCUUGAUUGAUGCUCCCGUCAGUGGAGGCGUGGUUCGAGCUGCAAACGGCACUCUCACGAUAAUUUGUUCCGGACAAGACUCCGUCAUCGCCCAGUCGAAUGGUCCAUUGAUGGCAGUGGCCGGCGUGCCUGAAAACCUGUGUCACGUACAAGGUGGCGUUGGCGCUGCAUCGUCUGUCAAGCUCAUCAACCAACAUCUAGCUGGCAUCCACAUCGCAUCAGCCGCUGAGGCCAUGGCGUUUUCCGCUCGCUUAGGGCUGAACACAAGAUCCGUGUUUGAGACUCUGAAACAUGCAGCCGCCUGGAGCUGGAUGUUCGAGAACAGAGUGCCGCAAAUGCUGGACGCGGACUGGACUGCACACUCAGCGCUGGCUAUCUUCGUCAAGGACCUGGGUAUCGUCCUGGAUGAGGCCAAGCGGCUCCUGGCCUUUGCACCGAUCGCUUCAGCCGCACACACCCUUUAUCUUGCGGGCGCGGCUCGCGGCCUGUCGACACAAGCAGAUGCGGGAGUUGUUCGAGUCUGGGACUUCGAGACAGGCGUGUUUGUCGCUGAAAACUCUGACCCAAGGUUGGAUGGGCACGAUGCUGAGAGCCACGAGAAGGUCGAGGCUUCAUCUCAGUCAGAGCCUCAGCCCACUCCAGCCCAACAGAUGCUCGCCAAACUGCCGGUUGAAUAUCCAUCCAACGUUCUCGGAACGAUCACAGAGCUUGUUACCAAUGGCUCAGCCCCAGUUCUGGUUGUACUCGAUGACGAUCCUACUGGAACACAAACCUGCCAUGAUAUCGACGUACUGAUGGCCUGGGACUCGGCAACAUUAGACUACGAAUUUGGCCUUGACGUCAAAGGCUUCUUUAUCCUCACAAACUCUCGAGCACUGCCCCCUACAGAUGCACGACGAUUGAUCGUUGAAAUUACGCGGAACGUCAAACAAGCGGCUGAAAAAGCGGGCAAGCCGGUCGAAAUUGUUCUGCGCGGCGAUUCCACCCUGCGUGGUCAUCUGCCACAGGAGCCGGAAGCCGUGGAGGAGGUACUGGGCAAGUUUGAUGCGUGGAUCAUCGCACCCUUUUUCUUUGAAGGGGGAAGGCUCACCAUCGACGACGUCCACUAUGUCAAGGAAGAGGAACUGUUAGUGCCAGCAAGUCAGACACCGUUUGCUCAAGAUGCCACAUUUGGUUACAAGAACUCCAACCUGAGACAAUACGUUAUGGAGAAGUGUGGCUCACGAUUUGACGACUCAUCAUUUCUAUCAAUAACGUUGGAUGACAUCCGCAUGCACGGGCCGACUGGCGUCGCGCAAAAGCUUCUGUCGGCUCCAACCGGGUCGGUCGUCAUCGUCAAUGCUGCGGCAGAGUCCGACAUGGGCGUGUUCGUUGCGGGGCUGCUAGAGGCCGGGAGGGACAGCAGACGACCAAAGUACCUCUACAGGACAGGGGCGGCCUUUGUCUCGACUCGACUGGGCAUUAAGAGGAUCUUGCCUCUCACUUUCCAAGACAUUGGAGGAAAGCUGGCUGCGACGAGUGACCGCCAGCCAGGCGGAUUGAUCGUUGCAGGAUCGUAUGUGCCCAAGACAACAGCCCAGCUAAGAUUCCUGCGGGAGUCACGAGGAGACAAGCUCGUUGUGAUAGAGUUGGAAGUGGCCCAGCUCAUCGCUUCGCAAGAUGCCGCUUCUGCUCUAAUCUCAGUAGCAGCAGUUGAAGCAUCGCGACAACUGGAACGUGGGCAGGAUGUUCUGGUUAUGACAUCCCGGACACUUGUCAAGGGCAGUGAUGCUCUCAAUUCCCUCGAAAUCGGUUCCAAGAUUGCACAUUGCCUUGUCCUGCUCGUGGAACUGAUCCAGGUCCGGCCUCGGUACCUCAUUGCGAAAGGAGGCAUCACAUCAUCUGAUGCUGCCACAAAAGGCUUGAAGAUGAGGCGGGCGAGGAUCGUUGGCCAGGCUGCACCGGGAGUGCCACUCUGGAGGUGCGAUGAGCCCAGCAGCCGUUUCUCGGGUAUUCCUUAUAUUGUUUUUCCAGGAAACGUUGGUACUGAAAAGACACUGGCGGAGGUCGUAGAGGCAUGGGAAAAUUGA